AUGAACUACGACAACGGAUUUUUCACUGUGUGCAUUUUGGCCUUCAGCACGACCGUGUGUAUCCUUGGUCUCAUUCUCGGUGUUGUCUUCAUCUUCUUCCAGCGACAAAGGGAUGAGCAGCUACUGGACGAUAUUUACGAUACCGUAUGUGCCGCCGUUGAAGCAUCUUAUGACGCUGGUAACUGUAACUGCGCAAAUGGCGAGCAAAGACAAGAAAAGACCAGCAGCAGCAGCAUAGCCCGCCACAGCGGCCGCAACAAGAACAACAAGAUCCCUAAUGGAGGCGCCUAUUGA
Fusarium subglutinans is the source of this 294-nucleotide messenger RNA. RefSeq lists its product as uncharacterized. The transcript is spliced from 2 exons. The record is from RefSeq and is a predicted model, not a curated record. The coding region runs from base 1 to 294 and encodes 97 amino acids. Lineage: Eukaryota; Fungi; Ascomycota; Sordariomycetes; Hypocreales; Nectriaceae.